This is a messenger RNA of Antechinus flavipes (yellow-footed antechinus), 5676 nucleotides long. RefSeq names its product arkadia (RNF111) N-terminal like PKA signaling regulator 2N (gene ARK2N). The transcript has 6 exons. NCBI's taxonomy places the organism in Eukaryota, Metazoa, Chordata, Mammalia, Dasyuromorphia, Dasyuridae. Gene Ontology annotation, molecular function: ubiquitin protein ligase activity. Gene Ontology annotation, biological process: ubiquitin-dependent protein catabolic process. The record is from RefSeq and is a predicted model, not a curated record. Bases 550 to 1767 code for a protein of 405 amino acids.
GAGACCAGAAGGACUAGAAGACUUUCUAGCACUCCUGAUGAUAAGAGCAGAACUGAAUGGAAAAUAUGGCAAAGAAGCAUAAGAAGUGGCCUCUGGUGCAGUAGUCGCUCUAGCUACCCGGAGGGAUCUCGGUGGUUCCGGGCGGAAGUGAGGCGCGGAGCGGAGCGGAACGGCCUCUGGUGACAUUUUCUCCGGGCGGCGCGGAGGAGAGAAGGGACCCGGCGGCGGCGGUGGUGGCGGCGGUGCCCGUGUUGUCGAGCCUCGGCCCCUGCCUCCUAGCUGCGCUGGGAGUCUGCGUCUGGAAGGAGGAAUUGGUGGCGGGAGCUGCUGCUACUGGGGCCGAGAGAAGUGUCACAGCGGCGGGAGGGAGUCUCAAACCAGCUAGCCAUUCAGUCCGUCCGGGCCCCGGGCCGGGAGAGCCAGGUAGCCGGGGACCGCGAGAGGAGCCACGGCAGAGCGCAGGUCACUUUCCUGUUGAAUCCUUGAUCUAGUUUCCAGUCCCCAGACCUGCCCCAUGAUCUAAAUCUAGGAAAGGCUUGGGAUUUUGAAAUGAAGAUGGAGGAGGCUGUGGGAAAAGUUGAAGAACUUAGCGAGUCUACAGUCCCACCAAAAACUUCUGAAAAACAAGAAACAGUUCAGACAGAAGAUGGACCUAUAGAACUAGAGUCUCAUUCUCAGAAAGAUGGUGUAAGUGAUUCUGCAGUUCUUUCAUCAAUGCCUUGCUUGCUGAUGGAAUUAAGACGGGACUCCUCAGAGUCUCAACUGGCAUCUACAGAAAGCGAUAAACCAACAACUGGUCGAGUUUAUGAGAGUGACUCUUCUAAUCAUUGCAUGCUUUCACCUUCUUCCAGUGGACAUCUAGCAGAUUCAGAUACAUUGUCUUCUGCAGAAGAGAACGAGCCCUCCCAGACAGAAGCUACUGUAGAAGGAGAUCCUUCUGGUGUGUCUGGAUCAGCUGUUGGUCGCAAGUCUAGACGGUCUCGAUCUGAAAGUGAAACAUCAACAAUGGCUGCCAAGAAAAACAGGCAGUCCAGUGAUAAGCAAAAUGGCCGAGUUGCCAAGGUUAAAGGUCAUCGGAGCCAAAAGCACAAAGAAAGAAUCCGGCUACUGAGGCAGAAGCGGGAGCUUGCAGCUCGCAAGAAGUAUAACCUGCUGCAGGACAGCAGUACCAGUGAUAGUGACCUGACCUGUGACUCAAGCACGAGUUCGUCAGAUGAUGACGAAGAAGUUUCAGGGAGCAGCAAGACAGUCACUGCAGAGAUACCAGAUGGACCUUCAGUUGUAGCUCAUUAUGAUAUAUCUGACACCAACUCUGACCCAGAAGUGGUAAAUGUGGACAAUUUAUUGGCGGCUGCAGUAGUUCAAGAACACAGUAAUUCUAUAGGAAGCCAGGACACAGGAGCUACCUGGAGGACCAGCGGGCUUCUAGAGGAACUGAAUGCUGAGGCAGGUCAUUUGGAUCCAGGAUUCCUUACAAGUGACAAAACAACUUCUGGCAAUGCACAACUCAAUGAAGAGAUUAAUAUUGCCUCUUCAGACAGUGAAGUAGAGAUUGUGGGAGUUCAGGAACAUGCAAGGUGUGUACAUCCUAGAGGUGGUGUGAUUCAGAGCGUGUCUUCAUGGAAGGAUGGCUCAGGCUUACAGUAUUUUAGCAGCCGGCAAACACAAUCAUGGACAUCUGUGACUCCCCAGCAGAAUUGGUCUUCGCCCUCGGAAGUAGUUGAUCUUACCUUGGAUGAAGACAGCAGACGCAAAUACCUACUGUAAUACGAUGUCACUGUGUUUCUUCCCCACUGUACCCUUCCUUUUUCUCUUUGGCACAGAAGUUCAUUGUCAUUGCUUCAACUUCAGAAGCUCUGUUUUUGGCAUUUGUGGAAUUGAAACUUGUGGAGAAUUACCCCUAACACUGAGGUUUUAUCUUUUAAAAGUCAUUUAGGAAAAUGAAGGACUCUUUCCCCUCCUUCAUUAGGAAAAUGAGAUAGUGAUGAAUUUUAUGGGAAAAAGAACUGCAGUUAUAUGCGGUGAAUCUGAGGAAAUGCUAUCCAGCUCUGCCUUCCUCACUCCUGAUAGAAUAAUUUUAGUUUAAUUACAAGGUGAAUUUAAACUGGGGUUUUGGAGCCUUGUAUUUUUCUCUCUGUGAGUGAAAUUAUACCCUACAGGGUCAGUUCUUCCUUUACUUCCCACUGGCCCUCUUGCCCCAGGGCAUUUGCACAUUUCUCAGUCAGGUUCUAUUAUUGGCACUCAGUAGGACAUAUGUGUUAACAGCAUGUCCUUUUAAGCAGAAAACAGGAGCAUUACUGUUUCUCUCUUAACUUAGUUUUCUGCUCCCUUUCCUGACUACUCUCCUGACUGGUGACUUGCCACAACUUGAAUGAUUUUGCUCUGAUGUUGUGAUCACAAAUGCUGUUAGGUUGACUUCUGUUGAUUCCUUGUUUGCAAUAACUUUUAAUUCUGAAAAAUGAGAAUUUCUUGACUAGUAGAAACUUCCAGGAUAAUAUUUUUCUGAGGAGGAUUGGUAUCAAUGGAAAAAAAAAAAAUCUCCAUUCUGAUUCCAUUGGUUUUUCUUUUUUUCUAGUCUACUCAAAUAUAACUGGAAAAUAUAUAAAGGUGAAACUGGGAACCCGUUACGUUGGCCUGAAACAGAGACAGCGGCCAAAGUUGGGAGGGCUAUAGUAACUCAUAAGCUUGCAUGGCAUUUGGCAAGAGUGUUAAGUGCCUUCUUUCAUAGCAAGUCUCUCCAUGUAGGGCAUAGCCAAUAAGCGCUAAUUACAAAAACUGAUGCCGAACUGAUGUGUGCUUAGUAUUUUUCUCCUUCCUACCUUUAAAAAAAUAAUAAUAUAUGCCAUAAGAAGCACAUGAUGCAACAUUCUAGAUUUUACAUAAUUAAAAAUAGGGAAAAUUCAGGAAAUGCCAAAGUUGAGGUUUUUGUGGCAUUGUUAAGCUACUUGGUAUCUGGGAUUUAUUUCACUUAUUGUUCACAUCUCUUGAAAGCAAUAGCUUUGUUAACAACACCAUGUACAGAGGUAAGGAAAAGUGAUGUUGCUUUCAUGACCUCCUCACCUUAUGUUUUUCUUAGUCUUUCCUUUUUGAUUUUUUGGUAAUUUACCUGUUGAUAAGCUACUUAACCUGUAGCCCUUAAUGCAUCAGUGGCUGCUGCUUAUCAUAAAAGCAUGCAUGAGAACUGCACAGUCAGAAUAGUCCCCCUGACCCUAUUUGUCCAACAUUAAAAUACUUGUUUUUACUAAAGCAUAGUUUCUUAGUGAAUCAUUUCUACUACUUUUGGGCUCGUAAAUGCUCUCUUCCAUCUGGGAUGUGUUUUUGAUCACAUAUUCUUUGAUCAGCACCUUUCUCUGAUAUUUUUUUAUUUGCUUUUGUUUUCCAUCAGUUCAGAUUCAGGCUUUUGAGGUAAUUCCAGUUUAUGAAGCUUAAUUCUAUCCUGUAUGUGGGCCUCUUGGCAAAACCAAAAACCAAAAAUGAGGCUGAAACAGAAUCAUAUUCCAAUCUGACUGUUAAUGUCCUCAGACUGUUCAUAUUUAAUUUUGGCAUUAUUAAGUACUUUGUGCUAUUAUAAGCUAUUAAUUUACUUAGCUUAAAGUAUUUUGCCAAGCUGAAUGCACAAUUCUUGAUCUGUGUUUUCAAGGAAACCAACUUGAAGAAUAUAGGGUGGGUCAUGCUAUAUCACUUGAAAUUUGUUUAUUCUCUCAGACACCUGUAAAACUCCUUUGAAGUAAAUACUUUACAGAGAAAGUUCUAUUUAAUAAAGUUAUUUCUGUAGUCCUUUAUAAAUGGGCCAUAGAAACAAUAUACUGUUGAACCAUUUACAACAAAUUCUCUGCAUAGCAUUUAAGUAUAUAAUACAUAAUACAUAAGCAUCUGUUUGUGCUUCCUUGGGUGAAGGGGGGAGGGGAGGCUCAUUUGUAUUUUUAUAUAUAUAUAUACACACACACACACACACACACACACACACACACAUAUAUAUAUAGAUGCAUGUAUGUAUGUGUGUAUAUAUAUAUAUAUUUUUUUUUUUUUUAGGUAAGAAAAGGAGAGUUGAACUGACCCUAAGCUCUUUAUACUUUUGUCCUCUCAACAAGUGGUACCUUUUAAAUCUCAUUACCCCUUCCCUCUUUAGACAUCCCAACUGACUAAACUUUCUAAUAGUCUCCAAAACAAAAUGGUAGUGGAGAUAGAGAUCCAGGAAUUAAGAAGAGGAGAGAGAUGAUAAUGUCAUGAACAUUAUAAUCAUUUUUCUACUGUAUUUGGAGCCCAUCUUUUUAUAUACUGAUUCUUCAGAGAUUUUGGGCACCAGUUGUUUCAAUGCUAGCCCCUAAGAACUGGAGAUGUACUUUUAAGCAGUCUUCUGAUUUUUACAAAAUUCCAUGGUGAGAAAGCAAUUUAGAUGGUUUUUGGAAUUUCUUCUUAAGGCAUUCUAUUUAUGUGAAUUUUUCAUUUGGUAGCACAAAAUAUAGGAAAAAUUCCCCAAAGCAAUAGAUCACAGAGACAGUUCUCUUUUCAGAGUUAUCUUUGUGCUAAAUGGUACAGGUAGGCCACAGAUUGGUUUCUAUCCCAACUUAAAAAAUAAAUUAGAAUUUGAACCAAUGACCUAUGUAUUGUAUGAUCAUGCCCUGUAAGAUGUAGUUGCUGCUUUUUGGUAUCUGCUAAUUUUUUUUUUCUUUUUUGCGUUUUAUUUUAUUUGAAGGGGCCAAAUUAAAUGGACCCCCUUUUUUUUGCAGUUGAGCAUCCCAUAAUGCUGGUAUCAUUGUACCAAUUGUGAAUACAAAUCUUUUCCUGAUUUCCUAAUUUAGUAAUGUGCAUCAUUUUUAGCAAGUUAGCACUGUAGGUAACUGAGAGGGAAAACAAUAUGUUAGUUAACCUGCUUUUUCCUAUCUCAUGAGGUGUUUGAGGGAACUGAGGACAUAGUUUAGUCUUUCCUAUUAAAAAUAAAUAAAUAAGCAGAACCCCUAAAUUCCUGUUUUCCAGUAUGUAUAUGAUGUGACUUCCAUGUAUAUAUAAAAACAACUGCGCCCUAACCAAACUUCCUCAGAUUGUGCACUGUUUAUAGUUUAAAAUAAUCACGUAUCUUAGUCUCAUGCUGUUGGGUUUGUUUUCCAUUUUAUUUAAAACACUACAUAUUUCUUAUUCUUUUAACAAAUUUUAAAGGGUAGUGAUCUUUUAAAAAAAACACACCCACAAUCACUGGAUAGUUAGGAAAUGUUAUUGUUUGUUUUUGUUUUAUAUUUUAAAGAGCAAAGGGCAGCAACAAAGCCCUUUUCUUUCCUUCUUUCUUUCUUUCUUUUUUUUUUUUUUUGCUCCUCUCACCAGGAAAGUGAAAUGUUAGCCAUUGUAUGGCUAGGAACCAAUGCACUUGGUGGUUUAACAGAUCUACUGUUGCUGGAGUUUGAACUUGGAACUUGAUGCAGUGAAGACAAAUCAUUGCUUAGAAUUAAUGUUUUAAAAUGUGCAACUCUAGUUUUAAAAGAAAUUUGGUUCUUUACAUUCAUUAUUUAGUUCUUGUUUCCAUCUAGUAUUUAAUGGUCUUUGAGAAAAAAAUAAUAAAACAGAGUGUUAUAUAUAUAUUUUUUGGUGCAAGAUAAGACCUUCUGUUUUUUGAAAUAAGUCUGUAGCAUAAAGGUUAAACUAUUUUAAGACAAAAUAAAAUAGAGUGUAUUUAAACAAUAA